CAAGAUGGCGAUGGAGGGGCGGGCGAGGCGGCAGCGGCCCCGGCCCCCGCGCCGGCCCCAGCUCGGGCCCGGGCCCCCGAGGCCGCGCCCCCGCCCGCGGCGCCGCGCCUCCCCGGGCCACUGACGCCCGGCGCGCCCUCCCCCCGCGGCGGCGGCCGAGGCGCGGGGAGGCGGCGGCGGCGGCGGCCCGAGCCCAGCCCCAUGGCGCGGGGGGACGCCGGCCGCGGCCGCGGGCUCCUCGCGCUGACCUUCUGCCUGCUGGCCGCGCGCGGGGGGCUGCUGUUGCCCCAGGAGACGACUGUGGAGCUGCGCUGUGGAGUGGGGCCGCUACAAGUGAUCCUGGGCCCAGAGCAGGCUGCAGUGCUGAACUGUAGCCUGGGGGCUGCUGCCACUGGACCCCCCACCAGGGUGACCUGGAGCAAGGAUGGGGACACCCUGCUGGAGCACGACCACCUACACCUGCUGCCCAAUGGUUCCCUGUGGCUGUCCCAGCCACUAGCACCCAAUGGCAGUGACGAGCCAGUCCCUGAGGCUGUGGGGGUCAUUGAAGGCAGCUAUUCGUGCCUGGCCCACGGCCCCCUCGGAGUGCUGGCCAGCCAGGCUGCUGUCGUCAAGCUUGCCACACUCGCAGACUUCUCUCUGCACCCGGAGUCUCAGACGGUGGAGGAGAACGGGACAGCUCGCUUUGAGUGCCACAUUGAAGGGCUGCCAGCUCCCAUCAUUUCUUGGGAGAAGGACCAGGUGACAUUGCCUGAGGAGCCUCGGCUCAUCACGCUUCCCAACGGCGUCCUUCAGAUCCUGGAUGUUCAGGAGAAUGAUGCAGGCCCCUACCGAUGUGUGGCCACCAACUCGGCUAGCCAGCGCUUCAGCCAGGAGGCCCUACUCAGUGUGGCCCACAGAGGGUCCCUGGCGUCCACCAGGGGACAGGACGUGGUCAUUGUGGCAGCCCCAGAGAACACCACGGUGGUGUCUGGCCAGAGUGUGGUGAUGGAAUGUGUGGCCUCAGCUGACCCCACCCCUUUUGUGUCCUGGGUCCGACAAGACGGGAAGCCCAUCUCCACAGAUGUCAUCGUCCUGGGCCGCACCAACCUACUCAUUGCCAGCGCGCAGCCCCGGCACUCCGGCGUCUACGUCUGCCGCGCCAACAAGCCCCGCACGCGCGACUUCGCCACUGCCGCCGCAGAGCUCCGCGUGCUGGCGGCUCCCGCCAUCACUCAGGCGCCCGAGGCGCUGUCGCGGACGCGGGCGAGCACAGCGCGCUUCGUGUGCCGCGCGUCGGGGGAGCCGCAGCCAGCGCUGCGCUGGCUGCACAACGGGGCGCCGCUGCGGCCAAACGGGCGCGUCAAGGUCCAGGGCGGCGGUGGCAGCCUGGUCAUCACACAGAUCGGCCUGCAGGACGCGGGCUACUACCAGUGCGUGGCUGAGAACAUCGCGGGAAUGGCGUGUGCUGCCGCGUCGCUGGCCGUGGUGGUGCGCGAGGGGCUGCCCAGCGCCCCCACAAGGGUCACUGCUACGCCACUGAGCAGCUCCGCUGUGCUGGUGGCCUGGGAGCGGCCCGAGCUGCACAGUGAGCAGAUCAUCGGCUUCUCUCUCCACUACCAGAAGGCAAGGGGCAUGGAUAAUGUGGAAUACCAGUUUGCAGUGAACAACGACACCACGGAGCUACAGGUUCGGGACCUGGAACCCAACACAGAUUAUGAGUUCUACGUGGUGGCCUACUCCCAGCUGGGGGCCAGCCGCACCUCCACCCCAGCACUGGUGCACACACUGGAUGACGUCCCCAGUGCAGCACCCCAGCUCUCCCUGUCCAGCCCCAACCCCUCGGACAUCAGGGUGGCAUGGCUGCCCCUGCCCCCCAGCCUGAGCAAUGGGCAGGUGGUGAAGUACAAGAUAGAAUACGGUUUGGGAAAGGAAGAUCAGAUUUUCUCUACUGAGGUGCGAGGAAAUGAGACACAGCUUACGCUGAACUCGCUUCAGCCAAAUAAGGUGUAUCGAGUACGGAUUUCGGCUGGUACAGCAGCCGGCUUCGGGGCCCCUUCCCAGUGGAUGCAGCACAGGACGCCCAGUAUGCACAACCAGAGCCAUGUCCCUUUUGCCCCUGCAGAGUUGAAGGUGCAGGCAAGGAUGGAGUCCCUGGUCGUGUCAUGGCAGCCACCCCCUCACCCCACCCAGAUCUCUGGCUACAAACUAUAUUGGCGGGAGGUGGGGGCUGAGGAGGAGGCCAAUGGCGAUCGCCCGCCAGGGGGCCGUGGAGACCAGGCUUGGGAUGUGGGGCCCAUCCGGCUCAAGAAGAAAGUGAAGCAGUACGAGCUGACCCAGCUAGUCCCUGGCCGGCUGUAUGAGGUGAAGCUCGUGGCAUUCAACAAACAUGAGGACGGCUAUGCAGCAGUGUGGAAGGGCAAGACGGAGAAGGCGCCCGCACCAGACAUGCCCAUCCAGAGGGGACCACCCCUGCCCCCAGCCCACGUUCAUGCAGAAUCAAACAGCUCCACAUCCAUCUGGCUUCGGUGGAAAAAGCCAGACUUCACCACAGUCAAGAUUGUCAACUACACUGUGCGCUUCAGCCCCUGGGGGCUCAGGAAUGCCUCCCUGGUCACCUAUUACACCAGUUCUGGAGAAGACAUCCUCAUUGGCGGCUUGAAGCCAUUCACCAAAUACGAGUUUGCGGUGCAGUCUCACGGCGUGGACGUGGAUGGGCCUUUCGGCUCUGUGGUGGAGCGCUCCACCCUGCCUGACCGGCCCUCAACACCCCCAUCCGACCUACGACUCAGCCCCCUGACACCGUCCACGGUUCGGCUGCACUGGUGCCCCCCCACAGAGCCCAAUGGGGAGAUCGUGGAGUAUCUGAUCCUGUACAGCAACAACCACACGCAGCCUGAGCACCAGUGGACCUUGCUCACCACGGAGGGAAACAUCUUCAGUGCUGAGGUCCAUGGCCUGGAGAGCGACACUCGGUACUUCUUCAAGAUGGGGGCGCGCACAGAGGUGGGGCCUGGGCCUUUCUCCCGCCUGCAGGAUGUGAUCACGCUCCAGGAGAAGCUGUCAGACUCGCUGGACAUGCACUCAGUCACGGGCAUCAUAGUGGGUGUCUGCCUGGGCCUCCUCUGCCUCCUGGCCUGCAUGUGUGCCGGCCUGCGCCGCAGCCCCCACAGGGAAUCCCUCCCAGGCCUGUCCUCCACGGCCACCCCUGGGAAUCCUGCGCUGUACUCCAGAGCUCAUCUUGGCCCCCCGAGUCCCCCAGCUGCCCAUGAACUGGAGUCCCUUGUGCACCCCCAUCCCCAGGACUGGUCCCCGCCACCCUCAGAUGUGGAGGACAGGGCUGAAGUGCACAGCCUUAUGGGUGGCGGUAUUUCUGAAGGCCGGGGUCACUCCAAAAGAAAGAUCUCUUGGGCUCAACCAAGCGGUCCGAGCUGGGCUGGCUCCUGGGCAGGCUGUGAGCUGCCCCAGGCAGGCCCCCGGCCGGCUCUGACCCGGGCCCUGCUGCCCCCUGCUGGAACUGGGCAGACGCUGUUGCUGCAGGCUCUGGUGUACGACGCCAUAAAGGGCAAUGGGAGGAAGAAGUCACCCCCAGCCUGCAGGAACCAGGUGGAGGCCGAAGUCAUUGUCCACUCUGACUUCAGUGCAUCUAACGGGAACCCUGACCUCCAUCUCCAAGACCUGGAGCCUGAGGACCCCCUGCCUCCGGAGGCUCCUGAUCUCAUCUCGGGUGUUGGGGAUCCAGGGCAGGGGUCAGCCUGGCUGGACAGGGAGCUGGGAGGGUGUGAGCUGGCAGCCCCUGGGCCAGACAGACUUACCUGCUUGCCAGAGGCAGCCAGUGCUUCCGGCUCCUACCCAGACCUCCAGCCAGGCAAAGUGCUGGAGGAGACCACUGGAGACAGCUGCCAGCUCAAAGCCCCCUGCCCUCUAGGAGCCAGCCCAGGCCUGCCCAGAUCCCCGGUCUCCUCCUCUGCCUAGCUCCUCCCAGAGGGUGUAGUUUGGGGUAGGCAGGUAUGGGUCACACAGGAUGCAACACCUGUGGCCAUGCAUGUCCACAUGUGUGCCUGUAGAUACAUCAUCAAGCCCUUUGGAGCUUCCUAAGAUGCUUUGGCUGGGGGGAGAGGAAAACAUGGAUUAUUCACUCCCCCCAUACUCUUUGUGAUACACAUGUGACAUGUGAAAGACAUACGAGACACAGCUACAUGUGAUGUGCACAUGUGUGAAGUGCAUGUAUGUGUACUGGUUGGUGAGCUGGGAAACCUUGGCCCAGGCAGUGGUCACUACAGCCAGAUUGGUCCUCCAGGUCAGGACGGUGCCCCAGAGUGGUCAGUCCCCAGCCCUGUGGGCCCCCACCUCCAUCACCCAGCCUUUUAUUACACACUCUGAGAGUGUCUCCAAUGCCUGUCUGACAAAGACAGUCCCAGCCCAUUUUCCUGUCUGGCUGGGUUGAGUGCAAGCAGACUCUGAAUGCCUAGCAUUUCAGCUGCAUCACCUCCCAGCUUCUUAUUGCCCAAAAAGAGAGGGUGACCCUGGCUCCCCUCUGAGCAACUCUGCAUUUAAUUUUGUAAUUUGGGAAGUGCCUGGUUUUGAAAAUCCGCUUUCUCUCACUCUUGCCCUCCUUCCUUGCCCCUGGCUGCUCUAGUGGUCUGUCGCCCAGUCACCUCACUCUCCCAGCACCAGUGCCCUUCUCUUGCUCCCAGGUACUCUUUCCUUUCCUCUCUCCUAUUUUCCUUCCUCUGCUAUCUCUCGCACCUCUCCCAGACUGUGUCAUCUGGUUCUCCUGCCUGGGUUCAAACUCUGCACCCUUCUCUAACAACGUGACUACCUCAUGUGUGCUUCAAGGCCCCCGUGCCCCUCCUGUAUCCGCGGCUGCCGUGCGCUCGCCUGCCAUCCUCCUGCCUCCUCUUCACUCAGUGCUUCUGCUUGCCCCGCCCCAGGCAGGCCGCCCACGCCCAGUGCCCGGCCGGUGUGGGGAAGACCUGGCUUCCCUGCAUCUUGACUUUGGGAUUGGGAUCCGAGGGUUCUCCAUGGAUGGAUCCAAGUCAGAGGGGAAUGUUUGAGACAGGGAAGGGGACUGUGAUCCAGAGGCUCAGAAUUAAAAGAUGCCCUCCCUUCUAUGCAGGGGGUCAAGUUUACUGGAUGGAGAUGAUUUGGGGCCUUUCUUCCAGAAGAAGCUAAAUGAGGAGAAGGGGAGUGAGAGUUCAGGGAGGCCCUUCCCACCCUGUGAAGCUUGACUUGAUCUGGGUUGGGGAUGACAGAAAUGUCACUCUCUGGGGUGCUGGCAGGGAGGUCUUUGCACAGGAAAAGGAUUAGCUCAUUUCAGUUUGUUUUUUCUUUAAAUUGAAUCCUCAAGUCAUUUUCUGUUCACCUGCCGCACAGGGACAAGCUUGACUUCUAUUUUAUGUGUAAUGAAAACAAUGUCAUUGAUUUGAUUUUUCACCUCAGCCCUCUCGUAGGAGCAUAGAAAGUUAGGGUCUUUACUCCCUAAUGGUGUCUGAUCGGCACAUCAAGAGUUAACUCUGGCUUCUGAGCCAAAUUCGAAAUAACCAAUCCAUUUUUCCUUUUUUUUUUUUUUUUUUUUUUAAUGGUGAAAUGUCUCUCAGCACAGUUGCGGCUUCCUCAAACCCUGAAAGCAUCUGUGUUUAUUACACUCGGGUGUCACUCACUGUUGAUGUCUGCACCUACAUUUCCACCUCCUCCCCCUCCUUCAGCCAGCCUAUGAUAACACUAAAGAUUAUUAAUGUUGGUUUUGUAUCUCGUUAAAGACAGAAUUGUCACUUGUACUAUUCCUGUAGCAUUCAGCGCUGCUGUGGCUAACACCACUGUGUAUGUUUCAUCAUUGCUCUGAAGGUCAAAAGCCUCAUUUUAUUUUGCUGGUUUGAUUUUUUUUUUUUUUAAGAAGGAAAAAAAAAAACUGCCCUGAAUUAAAUGGCUGUUUUAACAGUAGGCUCUUAGCAUUACACCACAUAGUCAUUUUUCAUGUUCUUGUUUAACAGGCACUGAGGUUCUGGUUUAAAUUAAAUAGCUGCAAAUGAGACAAUUUAUAACCCAUUAGGUUGGGUGGAAAAUUGUUUCUCAAAAGCAAAUAAGUAAUAAAUCUGGUAUCUGCCUAUAACUCACAGUUGAUAAGAAAGUGGCCAUUUCUCACUAGCAUUAUAUAUGAUUUGGGCUCUGGGUAAUUUGGAAGUGUUAGGUUUGUGUCUUUGUAGCAGUAUUUUUAUUAGAAAAGAAUCUAUUGGCCUUUUACAGGGUAUUAAUCCCUUUGUCACCUACCAUUGAUGCCUUAAGUUUUUUGAGUCUCAAUUAAAAAUCUUCCUUUUCUUGAUGCAUGACAAGUGUAAUCAGUACUUGCUCAUUUAUUCAUCUGUAUUUAGUUUAUGCUGUACUAUUUAAUUAUCCUUCCAGCGUUUUUCUUCUCCUUACAAAUAUGAUAUUCUUUAGUGUUAAGCUAAGGCAUUGAUUCAUGUAUCUGUCCUUAUAAUGAAUUAAUAAACUAUUUUCCAGAAAUGUGGAA
Macaca mulatta (Rhesus monkey) is the source of this 6490-nucleotide messenger RNA. RefSeq names its product immunoglobulin superfamily DCC subclass member 4 (gene IGDCC4). NCBI's taxonomy places the organism in Eukaryota, Metazoa, Chordata, Mammalia, Primates, Cercopithecidae. The record is from RefSeq and is a predicted model, not a curated record. Gene Ontology annotation, biological process: cell-cell adhesion. Gene Ontology annotation, molecular function: protein binding.